GGGCGCGCCGUGGUUCGUCGCCGUAGACCCUCGUGAUACGACAGGCCCUGAUCAUCCGGCGAGAUGAACGCCUUCAGGCUCGCCGGGGACAUGACGCACCUCAUGAGCGUCCUCGUCCUCCUGCUCAAGAUCCACACCAUCAAGUCCUGCGCCGGUGUUUCCUUGAAGACACAAGAGUUAUAUGCUCUUGUUUGCUACUUGGAUUUGUUUACAAGCUUCAUAUCACUGUACAAUACGGCUAUGAAGCUGAUUUUCCUGGGUAGCUCAUUCUCAAUUGUUUGGUAUAUAAGGCGCCACAAAAUGGUCCGUAGAUCAUAUGAUAAGGAGCAUGACACAUUCCGACAUCAAUUUAUUGUUCUACCAUGUAUUCUCUUGGCCUUGCUUAUACAUGAGAAGUUUACUUUCAAGGAGGUGAUGUGGACAUUUUCUAUUUAUCUAGAAGCCGUUGCCAUUCUUCCUCAACUCGUACUACUACAGCGUACAAAAAAUAUUGAUAAUUUAACUGGGCAAUACGUUUUCUUCCUAGGUGCAUACCGAGCAUUGUACAUUCUCAACUGGGUUUACCGCUACUUCACGGAGCCACAUUAUGUACACUGGAUAACUUGGAUAGCAGGAUUCGUGCAGACAAUGUUGUACGCAGAUUUCUUCUAUUAUUACCUCAACAGUUUGAAGAACAAUGUGAAUCUCACUCUGCCAGCUUGACAGUAUGACUUGGCUGGCCCUCUAUCAGACGAUAGAAAAUGUGUCUCUUUCCUACAAGAGCCGAGAGGUGUAAAAUAGCAUUUGUCAAAAGUGUGAUGGGGUUCGAUGUCACAUGACUGCAUACAUUUAUUAUUGGAUUUUGGAAAUCUUAUGUAUAGAAUCAACUGUACAUUAAAUGGACAACAUUAGGCCAUUGCACAAUGGAGAGAUGGUGAGUUGUUAA
This is a messenger RNA of Lolium rigidum, 925 nucleotides long. Its product is annotated as ER lumen protein-retaining receptor. Gene Ontology annotation, cellular component: endoplasmic reticulum; cis-Golgi network; membrane. Gene Ontology annotation, biological process: protein retention in ER lumen; endoplasmic reticulum to Golgi vesicle-mediated transport. The record is from RefSeq and is a predicted model, not a curated record. NCBI's taxonomy places the organism in Eukaryota, Viridiplantae, Streptophyta, Magnoliopsida, Poales, Poaceae. Gene Ontology annotation, molecular function: ER lumen protein retrieval receptor activity.